CCUAAAACUUUGCAAAUAGUAACUACUCAGUCUUUAGUUACAGACACUUUAACUCAAUGAGCAUUAUCAAGCCAUUCAAUCGCUAUUCAUAGAACAUUGCAGGUUCCUGCUGCAGGUAAAGAAAGUGUCGCCCCUGGUACUUAGUCCUGUCUAAUAGGAUUGAAGAUUCCCCGGCUUUACACACACACACACACCAGCUGGAAAGGGUGUAUAAGUCAACCAAGCCUCAGAGAUCUGAUUUUAACGAAAGUAGGAAGACCUGGGUUGGUAGAGGAGGAUAGCGAAGGUGAAAAAGAUAGUGUACAGAAAGGAGCUGAAAUGAGAGAGUGUACGGGUGCGUAAACAGAUGAUCUAAUGGAUGAAGAAAUUAUAUUUGGCCAUGAUUCAGGGCGAAAAAGUGUUGUCAUUUGUUGUCCAGCAGCUAUGAAAACUUACCCAGAACCUCUGUGAAGUGUUCACUAACUACUUUCCACAGCCAAGGACGUUGAAAUGGAUCCUGGGGACUCCUCACCUCUCAUGCAUUUUGUGGUGGCAAAGAGGACAAUCAACGGCAUCUUCGAUCAGCUGCUGGACUAUGUCAAGGAGGGGUCAGAGUUUGUGGAGGAGACGUGGCACUGUGCGGAUCUGGAGCAGGUCGCAGUUGAGGAGCAGUGCCUUGAGAUCAAGACCUGUGCUAGGAAACUGGCCACCAUUCGGGAUGUGUUAGCUCGCAGGCAAAUGAAGGUGGCCUUUUUUGGGAGAAGCCCUGCCAACGUGGUGUCGAACAUGUUUGUCAAGGGAGUGAAGCGAACAUUGCCUGUUCCUCUCGCCGGCAGGACGAGCAACGGUAAGAGCACGGUGAUCAACGCCAUGCUGAGAGACAGGGUGCUGCCCAGUGGCAUCGGCCACACCACCAACUGCUUCCUGAGGGUGGAGGGCACGGAUGCAGAUGAGGCCUUCCUCACCACUGAGGGCUCUGAUGACCGGAAGAGCGUCAAGACAGUCAAUCAGCUGGCCCACGCCUUGCAUAUGGAGCGCAAUCUGGACUCGGGGUGUCUGGUGAAGGUGUUCUGGCCCAAGUCCAAGUGUGCCCUGCUGAGAGAUGACCUUGUUAUUAUGGACAGUCCAGGGACAGACGUGACCUCUUACCUGGACAGCUGGAUAGACAAGUUCUGCCUGGAUGCUGACGUGUUUGUGUUGGUGGGCAAUGCAGAGUCCACACUGAUGAACACAGAGAAGCUGUUUUUCCACAAAGUGAGCGAGCGCAUAUCCAAGCCAAACAUCUUCAUUCUGCUCAACCGCUGGGACGCCUCUGUGUGGGAGCCCGAGUACAUAGACGAAGUGCGUAAGCAACACAUGGAGCGCUGUGUGAGUUUCCUGGCGGAGGAGCUGAGGGUGGUCAGUCAGGCAGAGGCGCCGGGGAGGAUCUUCUUCGUGUCGGCCAAGGAGGUGCUUAGCUCCAGGAUCGACUCAGCCCAUGGCGUGCCCGAGACAGGUGAGACCAGUGGUGCCUUAGCAGAAGGAUUUCAUGAGAGACUGAGGGAGUUCCAGAGAUUUGAGAGAACGUUUGAGGAGUUCAUCUCACACUCCGCAGUGAAGACCAAGUUUGAGCAGCACACACUCAGGGCAUGGCAGAUCACAGAAUCGGUCAAGUCAAUCAUGGACGCCAUUAAUAUUGGAUCCGCUGAAAAGAAGAUCUGUUCCUUGGAGAAUCGGGAGGACCAGAAGGACCGGCUGGAGUUUGUCAGGGGCCAGCUAAACUGCUUGACGGACAACAUGAACGAGAAGAUCAAGGUCAUAACAGAAGAGGUGGCCGCCAAGGUAACCAUGGAUAUGGCAGAACAGAUUCACAGUCUCUCUGCACUGGUUGAUGAGUUCAACGCCGACUUCAUACCAACACCACAUGCACUGACGUUAUACAAAACACAGCUUAUGAAGCAUGUGGAAGAGAGGAUUAGUAAAUCUCUGACCUUCCGUUGUUCAACUGGGAUCGUUGGCAGUGUGCAGUCAUUCCAGAAAUACAUGAUUGAGAGCGUUCAGCCACUGCUGCCCCCUGCUGUGCAGGAACAGCUCCAUGUCCACCUACCCAGCAGGAAGUUUGACCUGACCUAUGACCUUAACCUGGCCACGCUCUGCAAUGACUUCAAAGAGAAUAUUGACUUCCAGUUUUCCCUUGGCUGGUCUUCCCUUGUCACCCGUUUCAUUGGGCCCAGAAAUGCCAAGCGAGCUCUGACCUCCAUAAACCAAGAAUUUCAGAAUACAUCUCCUACUGCAUUCCAGGCUCAGAAUGGGUCCAGCCUACAGAACCACUUGGUCUUUUCCAUGGCAACAGGUGUUCUGUCACUCACCUCCAGAGCCUCCAUGACUGUUCUUGUCAUUGGCGGAGUGCGGUCUCAUCCCCCCCCUGUGUGGCAGGUGUGGCGCUCAAUGGGCUGGAGGAUUGUCGCUCUCUCUGCAACACUCUAUGGCCUGCUAUACCUGUAUGAGAAGCUGACAUGGACCAACGCCUCCAGGGAGAAAGCUCUGAAGCAGCAGUUUGUGGAGGUCGCUACCCAACGACUGCGAGGAAUCAUCCCUUUCACCAGCGGGAACUGCAGCCAGCAGGUUCACCAUUCAGCCUCCUCCAUUGACAGUUUGCCUGGGUCUACACUGGCCGUGAAACCCGUGGUCCUCUACAUUGCAACAAAUGUCCCCCCCUCUCCUUGACAACGUUCCAAGCGUUUUAGUUAGACAAACGGUACUAUCGCCAACAUUUUCCUAUCGCUAACAUUUUCAGCUUGCUGUGGAGUGAACUAACAGUACGAUCUUAACUCUGUUACACUAGUGUUCUCUCUACAAUACAGUCAUUUUGAUUGUUUUAGUUUACACCGUGUUUAAUCUAAAUGCGUAGCCCAUGUAGCUGAUGUGAAAUCACUAUUACAUACGUUUUGUGGUUGUAGCGGCAAUCGUGCAAGUAAUAUCACUGACUCUAAGUGGGUGACAUUGCUUAGAGAUGGUGUCAGUCUUGCCAAAUUCAAGACCAUGUUUUUGUAGCUUGAUAGGUUAGAUUGUUGCUUUAGUGAUGAGUGUCAUGUACUAAGGGCUGCACUGAGACAGAAGCUAUGCUUUUAUAUACGUAUAAUACUG
Messenger RNA from Esox lucius (northern pike), 3105 nucleotides. It is a transcript of the gene mfn1a, whose product is annotated as mitofusin 1a. Lineage: Eukaryota; Metazoa; Chordata; Actinopteri; Esociformes; Esocidae. The coding region runs from base 490 to 2685 and encodes 731 amino acids. Gene Ontology annotation, biological process: mitochondrion localization; mitochondrial fusion. Gene Ontology annotation, cellular component: mitochondrial outer membrane. The transcript has 17 exons. The record is from RefSeq and is a predicted model, not a curated record. Gene Ontology annotation, molecular function: GTPase activity; GTP binding.